AUAUGACAAAUGACAUAUAAAAUAACAUAACCUAAACGUCACAACAAAAGCAAACAUGUCUUUUUCCGUAACAAACAAGCUUUUUCCGUCAAACCACAAAACUGUCUUCGUUUUGGACCACACUCCCUACUUCGGGAUAUCAUGUGAGAGCCCCAUCGAACUAGAGUUCCUUAAAGCCCGAGCUCCCGGUUUUAUCCCUAUGACGCCCAUUUGUAAGUCGCUGUGGACGUCGAGUGUGGAGUCGGCGAUUGAGUACUGCAGAAUCGUCUGGGACCUCUUCCCCCAAGGAAAACUAGUUAGGUUCAUUGCAAGUGACACUGUUGCACAUAUUUUGAACACAUGGAGCCCCUCACAACAAAAUUUGAGUCACAUAAUGAAUGCGAUGUCGUUGAUUGGGGUUCCGCCCCCUCAUGCCAUCAAUCGAAAUUUGGAAUACACGGUUUUGCAUGGGUUGAGAGCUGCUAUCGAGGCGUUGAGUGACUGUACUGAGAUACAAGGGAAGAAAAUGAAGAGUCAGUCGUUCGGUGAUGUUCAAACUAAAUUGGUGAAUAGGUGUCGCGUGAUUUGUAUAACUUCAGCUAGAGAUAAUGAUAGCAUGAAGCGUCUGGAGGAGAUUUUUUUGAGUGUUUUGCAACAACAAAAUAAAGUGGCUACGGGUUCAGACAGAUUGUUAACCAUUGACCAUUGCCACCUCGUCAUCAUCAACACGUUCCCCGUAAACAUCGAGUCCCAAGUCAACAACCACUCGCCUAAGAACUUGUCGCCUAUUCUUACCACCGAAGUCCACUCAAUCAAAGCCCCCCUAAUCUCCAACAAGCUCUCCACCCUCAUCCUCGAGCACUACAACCUCGGCAGCACCACCGUCACCGGCAUCCCCAUGAAGGAGGAGCAGAACGCCAGCUCCUCCGCCAACUACGACGUCGAGAUCUACCACUCGAGCGACGCCCACACGGCCAUCCUCAAGGGGAACGCGCUCGACUCCUCCGCCAUCCGCACCGUCAAGGACGGGCUCGAGUACGAGACCGUGACCUUGAAGUGGUGCACUCCGCGCGGAUGCACCGGGUCUGAGCUGCAGAACUGCACGGCGAUGCACCGCAUCACGCCGGUGGACGUGAAUUCGCGGCCGUCGCUGUGUCUGAUCAACUUCCUGCUGAACGGGCGGAGCGUGAUGCUGGAGAUGCCGCGCAAGGCCGGGGGGAAGAUCACGAGUCAUUUGUUGGCGUCGCACGGGGGCGAGAUUUUCAUACACACGCUGUGCACGGCGCGGUCGGUGCUGGAGGACCCGCCGAGCAUCUCGGAGGGGUGCGGCGGGCGGGUGACGGAUUAUAGGAUCACGGAUUUUGGGGUGCUGAUCAAGCAGAACACGCUGGUGCCGAUCAAGACGGCGUUCGUGGAGGAGGGGAAUCGGCCGAUGCAGAAGAUGAAGACGAGGUUGAAUAGGCACACGAAGUACUGGCCGCUGACGAUCAGUUCGACGCUGAUUUUUAACCUGAAGGGGUACAUCGACCCGCUUCCGUCCAUCAUCACAAAGGAAAAAAUCACCGAAGACGAAGUGUUCCAGUGUAGGCGCAUAAUCUACAACCUCAUCGCCCUCGAGAGUAAAAACGAGUCGCUCUACCCCUUAAAUACGGGUCAGAGGGUAAAGGGUCAGAAACGGGAAGACCAGUACAAAGCAAUGUGGAACGAACUGGAAACCCUAUUAAAGAAAAACCUGCACACCGCUGACCAUAGAAACAUCUAUAAUUGCCUCCUGGAGUGUCACAAAUUCAAUUUCGACGAAGAAAAAUUAUCGGAGAAAGUGGAGUUAGACGAGGCGCUGAGGGAACUAGACCACAUCGGGCCGUCGAAGUCGGAACCGGACGCCCCCAGGGCGUCAGUCAUCCGCGCCACCACCGACUCGCCCAUGUCGCCGCCCCCGCUGACCAGCAUUAACCCGCCGACGACCAAGUCCUCGACGAGUCGAUCCACGGGGAUUUACUCGGCGCCGAGGACGCUGCUGGACAUGUUCACCUCGCAGGAGAAGGUGAAGUCGAGGCCGGAGUUCACCGGACGGUCGACGGGCGGCAGCGUUGCCAAGUUGUACGCCAAUCACAAAUAUGCGGAUUCCGGGUCGCGAGGGGAGAGUAUGGAAGUUGAAUGAGUCGUUGAUACGUGAAUAAAUUUUGUAAAUAUGUAA
Zophobas morio is the source of this 2176-nucleotide messenger RNA. RefSeq names its product protein asunder (gene asun). The record is from RefSeq and is a predicted model, not a curated record. Gene Ontology annotation, biological process: regulation of mitotic cell cycle; centrosome localization. NCBI's taxonomy places the organism in Eukaryota, Metazoa, Arthropoda, Insecta, Coleoptera, Tenebrionidae. The coding region runs from base 56 to 2140 and encodes 694 amino acids. The transcript is spliced from 7 exons. Gene Ontology annotation, cellular component: integrator complex.